Molecule: messenger RNA, 7415 nt
Organism: Mus musculus (house mouse)
Lineage: Eukaryota; Metazoa; Chordata; Mammalia; Rodentia; Muridae
Gene: Inf2
Product: inverted formin, FH2 and WH2 domain containing
Exons: 22
Coding region: 219-4067 (1282 amino acids)
Biological process (GO): actin cytoskeleton organization
Cellular component (GO): perinuclear region of cytoplasm
Molecular function (GO): small GTPase binding; actin binding
Source: RefSeq, a predicted model, not a curated record
CCCACCCCGCCCCGCCCCGGGCAGCACCGCCCCCCACGUGGCCGCCGCCGGGUGGGGCCGCACCUCCCCUUCCUCCCUCCAGCCCCGCCCGGCCCGCGAGCGCGGUUAGACUGUGCGGAAAGCAGCCGCGAGGCCGCCGCCCGCAGCCCCAGACGCUCCGGCGCCGGGACACAGCACUCUGCACCAUCUCUCGGCUGUACCCCCACCCGUUUGACAAGAUGUCUGUAAAGGAAGGCGCUCAACGCAAGUGGGCGGCGCUGAAGGAGAAGCUGGGGCCGCAGGACUCAGACCCCACGGAAGCCAACCUGGAGAGCGCCGAGCCUGAGCUGUGCAUCCGGCUGCUGCAGAUGCCCUCGGUGGUCAACUACUCGGGCCUGCGCAAGCGCCUGGAGAGCAGCGAUGGCGGCUGGAUGGUGCAGUUCCUGGAGCAGAGCGGCCUGGACCUGCUGCUGGAGGCGCUGGCACGGCUGUCAGGGCGUGGCGUGGCCCGCAUCUCGGAUGCCCUGCUGCAGCUCACCUGCAUCAGCUGUGUGCGUGCUGUCAUGAAUUCACAGCAGGGCAUCGAAUACAUCCUCAGCAACCAGGGUUAUGUGCGCCAGCUCUCCCAGGCUCUGGAUACCUCCAAUGUAAUGGUCAAGAAGCAGGUGUUUGAAUUGCUGGCUGCUCUGUGCAUCUAUUCGCCUGAGGGCCACGCACUGACGCUCGAUGCCCUGGACCAUUACAAGAUGGUGUGCAGCCAGCAGUACCGCUUCAGCGUCAUCAUGAGUGAGCUCUCGGACAGUGACAACGUGCCCUAUGUGGUCACCCUGCUCAGUGUGAUCAACGCCAUCAUUCUGGGUCCCGAGGACCUCCGCUCUCGUGCCCAGCUGCGGAGUGAGUUCAUAGGGCUACAGCUGCUGGAUAUUCUGACCCGGCUACGAGACUUGGAGGAUGCGGAUCUGCUGAUCCAGCUGGAAGCCUUCGAAGAGGCCAAAGCGGAGGACGAGGAGGAACUUCAGCGAAUUAGCGAUGGGAUCAACAUGAACAGCCACCAGGAAGUCUUUGCGUCCCUGUUCCACAAGGUGAGCUGUUCUCCAGCGUCGGCCCAGCUGCUGUCAGUAUUGCAGGGUCUCAUGCACCUGGAGCCUGCUGGCCGCUCAGGCCAACUGCUCUGGGAGGCCCUGGAAAACCUGGUGAACCGGGCUGUGCUCCUGGCCAGUGAUGCCCAGGCUUGCACCCUGGAGGAGGUGGUUGAACGACUGCUGUCCAUCAAAGGGCGGCCCCGACCAAGCCCCCUGGACAAGGCCCACAAGAGUGUCCAGACCAACUCAGUCCAGAAUCAGGGCAGUUCCUCCCAAAACACUACUACUCCCACAACUAAAGUGGAAGGCCAGCAGCCAGUAGUGGCUUCUCCCUGCCAACACGUGGGCAGCAUCCAGAGCUCCAGUGUUGACAUAGCGCCACAGCCAGUAGCCCUUGAGCAGUGCAUAACAGCCUUACCUCUACCUACCCCACCACUCUCCAGCUCCACCCCUGUGCUCCCUCCAACCCCACCCCCCCUGCCAGGCCCAGGGGCCACAUCUCCCCUUCCCCCUCCCCCUCCCCCUUUGCCUCCCCCUUUGCCAGGCUCAGGGACCACAUCUCCCCCUCCCCCUCCUCCUCCCCCUCCCCCCUUGCCACCCCCUCUGCCAGGCUCAGGGACCAUAUCUCCCCCUCCACCCCCACCCCCACCUCCCCUACCAGGUACAGGGGCUGUGUCUCCCCCACCCCCUCCGCCACUUCCAUCUCUGCCUGAUUCCCACAAGACCCAGCCCCCGCCCCCACCCCCACUCCCUGGCAUGUGCCCAGUUCCUCCCCCUCCCCCACUACCCAGAGCAGGCCAGAUACCUCCACCUCCUCCCCUGCCUGGUUUCUCUGUCCCCUCCAUGAUGGGUGGUGUGGAGGAGAUCAUUGUGGCCCAGGUCGACCACAGCCUGGGCUCAGCCUGGGUCCCCAGUCACCGCAGAGUGAAUCCACCCACACUGAGAAUGAAGAAGCUGAACUGGCAGAAGCUGCCAUCCAAUGUGGCACGAGAGCGCAACUCCAUGUGGGCCACACUGGGCAGCCCCUGCACAGCCGCAGUGGAGCCCGACUUCUCCAGCAUUGAGCAGCUGUUCUCCUUCCCCACGGCUAAGCCCAAGGAGCCCUCUGCUGCCCCCGCCAGGAAGGAGCCCAAAGAAGUCACUUUUCUGGACUCCAAGAAGAGCCUGAACCUCAACAUCUUCCUGAAGCAAUUUAAAUGUUCCAAUGAAGAAGUCACCAGCAUGAUCCAGGCUGGAGACACCAGCAAGUUUGAUGUGGAGGUCCUCAAACAGCUUCUAAAGCUUCUUCCAGAGAAGCAUGAGAUUGAGAACCUACGGGCGUUCACUGAGGAGCGAGCCAAGUUGUCCAAUGCUGACCAGUUCUAUGUUCUGCUCCUGGACAUUCCCUGCUACCCGCUGCGGGUGGAGUGCAUGAUGCUGUGUGAGGGAACGGCCAUCGUCCUGGACAUGGUGCGGCCCAAGGCCCAGCUGGUGCUCACUGCCUGCGAGAGCCUGCUCACCAGCCAGCGGUUGCCAGUCUUCUGUCAGCUGAUCCUCAAAAUCGGGAAUUUCCUCAACUACGGCAGCCACACGGGAGAUGCAGAUGGUUUCAAGAUUAGCACCUUGCUGAAGCUCACAGAGACCAAGUCCCAGCAGAGUCGCGUGACGCUGCUGCACCACGUGCUGGAGGAAGUGGAGAAGAGCCACCCGGACCUCCUACAGCUAUCCCGGGACCUGGAGCCACCCUCUCAAGCUGCAGGAAUCAACGUGGAGAUCAUCCACUCAGAGGCCAGUGCCAACCUGAAGAAGCUUCUAGAAGCGGAGCGGAAGGUGUCCGCUUCCAUCCCUGAGGUGCAGAAGCAGUACGCUGAGCGCCUCCAGGCCAGCAUUGAGGCCUCUCAGGAGCUGGACAAGGUAUUCGACGCCAUUGAGCAAAAGAAACUGGAGCUGGCUGACUACCUGUGCGAAGACCCCCAGCAGCUGUCCCUAGAGGACACGUUCAGCACCAUGAAGACCUUCCGAGACCUCUUCACCCGUGCCCUGAAGGAGAACAAGGACCGGAAGGAACAGAUGGCAAAAGCGGAAAGGAGGAAACAGCAGCUGGCGGAGGAGGAGGCCCGGAGGCCGAGGGACGAGGAUGGGAAGCCUAUCAGGAAGGGGCCUGGGAAGCAAGAAGAGGUGUGCGUCAUCGAUGCCCUGCUGGCCGACAUCAGGAAGGGCUUCCAGCUACGGAAGACAGCCCGGGGCCGGGGAGACACUGAAGCAAGUGGCAGAGUGGCCCCCGCAGAUCCUCCAAAGGCCACAGAGCCUGCAACUGCCAGCAAUCCUACCCAGGGCACAAACCACCCUGCUUCAGAGCCCUUGGAUACCACAGCAGCUGACGAGCCGCAGGGCUGGGACCUUGUGGAUGCUGUAACCCCCAGCCCCCAGCCCUCCAAGGAGGAAGAUGGUCCUCCAGCCCUGGAGAGGCGCUCCUCCUGGUAUGUGGAUGCCAUUGACUUCCUGGACCCUGAAGAUACCCCGGAUGCCCAGCCCUCUGAGGGGGUCUGGCCAGUGACUCUGGGAGAUGGUCAAGCUCUGAAUCCCCUCGAGUUCUCUAGCAAUAAGCCUCCUGGAGUCAAGAGCUCGCACCAGGACGCUACGGAUCCUGAAGCCUUGUGGGGCGUCCACCGAACCGAGGCAGACAGCACCAGUGAGGGACCAGAGGAUGAAGCUCAGCGAGGACAGAGCACCCACCUACCCCGCACAGGCCCCGGAGAGGAUGAGGAUGGAGAGGACACAGCCCCAGAAUCUGCACUUGACACGUCCCUGGACAGGUCCUUCUCUGAGGACGCAGUGACAGAUUCCUCAGGGUCUGGCACCCUCCCCAGGGUCCAAGGCCGGGUCUCAAAGGGGACGAGCAAGCGGAGGAAGAAACGUCCCUCAAGGAACCAAGAAGGGCCUGGGACCUCUCCCUGCUGUCCUGCUGGUCCCUCUCUUACCCCUGCGGGUCCUACAGGCUCAACCAGCAUCCAGGAGAGAGGGUGAUUCAGUGGGGCACAGCACUUCACACAAGAGGGCAGCUUGGGGGGCCACUGCCUGCAUCACUCACCUGCUGCACAUUCCUGCCUCCACACCCCUUCUGAGGGGAGUGGAGCAGGGUAGCCCUGGGCUCUUGCUGCUGCAGGGUGGUCUGACAUUAAGUUCCUAAUUGCAGCUUCUUUUGUCACCAUGACCAAAGAAUCAACUUUGGUCCAGUGGUUAGUUUCUGACCCUGUCCAAGAGUGUUGGCACAGCUAGCCUGGCCCCCACAGAUCCCACCACCCUAAGUUCAGGGCUGUCUCGUGUGCUAAGCUGAUGAGUGUAUUUCCUUUAUUUGAAAGCAGAGUUUGUCCCUGAUUCUGAUGAUAUUAAGGCAAAAAGGCUGUGUGUGAUCCAGUGAGGUAUGUAUGCAGCCUGGCUUGUGUUGACUAAUGAUGACAGCGGGUUCCGGGGCCUCAGCCUGCUGCCUGGCCCUCCUGAGCACUAACCUAGCUUGUCUCCAGCCCUCUCGGGAUACCAGUAAACCCCUCCCUUGGCUCAUGGUGGUGGUGCCUCUGCUGUGCUGCCUUGUUAGAGAAGGCCUGGCUGCCGAGCCUUGCCUGCCCAGGGUCUUCUCACUCCCAGCUGGACACAACCUCAGAACUGGACUCCAGAUGGGCCUCCAAGGCAUGGUAGAGAGAGCCAAGCUGCGCUCCCUGUAGGGAGUGGGACUCCAGGCCUUUGUGGGCACAGUGUGGGCUCUUUGGGGAUGGCUGUUUCUUAGUCCUGCAGGACAGACUGAGGUUGUCCCUAUUCGUGUCUCGGCCCUACAUGGUCAAGGUAAUGGCCGCUUUACUAAUCCCAGCUUCCCAAGUAGGCACCUUCCCUCCGCACGGGGCCAGUCUUCCCAACGCUACUCUCGCUCGCCUAUGGUCUGGGUUAUGGUCAAACAUAUGCCUGAAAAGACUGUAGAAAUGGGUGUGUCAAGUGCAGAUGCUGCCAAAGGCAAAGGGGCAGGGGCCUCCCCUCCUUGUAGCCAGGAGCAGAGCUGGAUCCAUGUAGACGCCAGGUUGUCUUUCUUAGUGUUUACUUCCACGAACAGAGACCAUGACCAAGUCUUAUAAAAACAUUUAAUUGGGGCUGGCUGACAAGUUCAGAGAUUCAGAAUCAUCGAGGCAGGAGCAUGGCGGCAUCCAGGCAGGCAUGGGUCAGGGGGAGCUGAGAGUUCUACAUCUUCAUUUGAAGGCUGCUAUUUGUGGAAUACUGACUUCCAGGCAGCUAGGAUGAGGUUCUGAAGGCCACGCCCACAGUGACACACCUAUUUCAGCAAAGCCACACCUCCUAAUAGUGCCACUCCCUGAGCCAAGCGUGUCUGAACCAUCACACAGGUCUUCCUCAUAUGGACCAUGGUGGGUCUUCUGGGCUCCACUCGUGGCAGGACAGCCAGAGCCAACAUGUGGCCCAAGACGUUAAAGAUGCAUUUAGACCAGCUUGGGGCCCUGUCCCGUGGCCAGGAACCAUGGAUGGAGGAAGGCCCGGAUAGGACAAAAAAGUCUGGCCCCAUCAUGAACUGUGGGAGCCUGAACAAACCCCAAACAUCUCUGGCCCGGCACAGGGACCCUGGGUCUGCCUGCCUGGCACUCUGAACUGCUGGCCACUGGGCUGAAGUCUCAGGAUCGAGGUACAAGGAUGAGGUCUGUUGGUGCCUUGUAGGCAGGAGCCACAGGGAGCUCAGAGCAUGAGUUUACCGUUACUCUUGGCCCAGCCUGUGCAGUGGUCAUUCCUCAUUUUUUCAGUACUGUUGACCCUGAAGUCUGGUCUGCCCCAUUGGUUAGUGCAUUUUGAUGAAAACCAGCUCAUGUGUCUCUGGAUAGGCAGCCUCUCCAUGCCGAGCACCCCUGUUCUAGCUAACCCAGAUGUGCUCCACUCCUGCGUUGGUUGGUUCAUUUCCCCGCUCCCUGCAGUGUCCUAAUAAUGCUCUGGGCGAAGCUUUGACAGCCUCUGCUCUGCCCCUUUUCCCUUCCCUUCUGGGCAGAUUCUCAAGCUCAAGGCUCCAAGGGGGAACCUGGAGCCCCACUCACCGCUGGUGGAAAAGCGGGGUUUUUAGGCAACUCAGAGAGUAUUGGGAGCAGGGUUCCUACAGGCUCAGGUUGGUGGCAGUUUCAGUGUGUGGCUGCCAGCCCAGGGCCCUCCCUGGGCAGCACCCAGUCAGAUAGGAAGCAGGAAGGACCAAGUCCGGUUCAAAGGACCCAGUGAGGCUGGUUGAGAGCAGACAGUGGGUAUGGGUCUGUGAAAAGUAGGCCAUUUCAGCCUGGCGUGGUGGUGCACGCCUUUAAUCCCAGCACUUGGGAGGCAGAGGCAAGAGGAUUUCUGAGUUCAAGGCCAGCCUGGUCUACAGAGUGAGUUCCAGGACAGCCAGGGCUAUACAGAGAAACCCUGUCUCGAAAAACAAACAAGUAGGCCAUUUGGAGCCCACUGAAGACAGUCCAGCUCAAGAAAUCACACCUGGUUGUGACAGCCUCUGAGACAGCAGCCUGCGGGAAUCAACUUAGCUCCAUCCACUCGGAUGAAUUCUGCAGCCCAGAGAAGAAUCUGGCACCAGAGUGGACCCGGAUACACUUCAGGGUCUGGGGAUGGCAGUGAGACCCUUUAUUGGGCAUCUAGAGCUUCCUGACAAAGGCUGCUGUAACAUUCUCAUUUCCUUCCCCACAGGCCUCAGGUCCAGGCCCAAAGCCAAGUGAGUGCUCUCGUCGGCUCAGCACAUCGGCUGGAUGUGUUGCCUGGAGAGGCUCUUCGGGGCCAGGCUGGGACUGGGCCCCCGAGAAACCCAAACUCCGUGCCUUACCCAGCCAGGAUCCUUGGGAGCCUUGGGCAUUGAUGCUGGGACCUGGCCUGGCACCCUGGGCCACCUGCACGCUCUUAGCCCCUGCUUUUGCAAACCACUCCCACCCCCUAUCGCAUGCACCACAGGGGUGGACGGGAGCCUCCUGCCUGGCUCUAGGGAGAUGGAUCACAGACACCUGCACUGGGGCUGAAACAUCCCCUCUCCCCCAACCCCCAUGGCUCAGUUGAUUUUUAGCUGAGUGCUGUUUUCUGCAUCUUUAUUCUGCUAUGGCUGAGUUGAGGUUAGUGAGGGACUGAGGGAAUGCUCGUUGGAAGUGCUGUGGGUAGGACCUGGCAGGUAGGCUCUAGGGAACAAAUAAACAAAAAGUUCAUGUGCACAAUGAGUGGUGACCAGACCACUGCAGCUGUCAUCUCCCUUGGUGUGUGCCCAGUGGGGAACAAGCUGCCCCUGCUCAGCCCCUCUCAUGUGUGCACUGUUGAGUCUGCAGGCCAGCAGGGAUUUUAACCAAUAAAGAGCAACCUUGUCUGUCA